AUGACUGAUGCCUUUUUGGGCUGCGAGGUGUCAGUGGAGGUGGGUGGUGGUCUUGGAUGCCUUAAUGAAGUCACGAUUAGUGCUUGCGACAUCAAGGACCUGAAGAUUAUUGCUCGCCCCAGUGAAACAAUGAUGCAAGUGUCUAAUGCUGAAGGAAAAUCCAGCAUGCGGUAUUCUGCCCAGCGUCAGGCACAGCAGUCAUUCCAAAAGGUACAUGAUGGACAGGAACAGAUCAUUCCAAAGCCACAACAGCAGCAGACGACAGGUAAUGGGCUGAACUUAGGGGGAGGUGAGACACCGCAACAAGCAAAACGGAAGCCUCGCACAUCUGUUGGAGAAACCUUGGCACAUGGCACACACUCUUCAACAUCAAGGGACCAAGGGAAUGAUUGGCAACGCCCAUACCAGCCUUCCUAUAUGUCCCAUGAAUACAGCUCUCCAAGGCGGAAUGACAAAUAUGGCAAUGACUCCUCCAGGACCCCAGGCAAGAGGGAACGCAGGCGUAACAGGGAUGAGACCACGUUUGGCACCCCCAUUGAUGACGACAUGCUCAGCACCGAGUUUGAUUUUGAGAAGAACCUAGCGCUCUUUGACAAACAGGCUGUGAUAGAAGAAAUACAGAGUCUCAAGCCAGAUGUGGUUCGUCAGGCAGAUAGAUAUACAGAAAAGAAAUAUAGAUGUGAUGAGAAUGUGCUGCCAUCGAAAUUUCGCAUGGAUGACUUCACAAAUUUAUAUAACAAAUGCAGAUUGUGGACUGCUGGUACCUUCUCAUGGCCUCACUCACUCACGUCAACUGGAGAUCAUCGGACGGCUGCCACAGAGGUCAUUCUUUCUUUGAGUGGAGGCAAUCAUAGGCUAGGACCAGGCAAUAGCCAUCAGCCACCUGUUGUAGUGUUGCUGUGUGGCUGUCAUGUGCAAGGAGCUGCAGGAGUGAAUGCAGCCAGGCAGUUGGAGAGUCAUGGUGUCAGGACUGUCGUCGUCACACCACAGCUGCCCACUUCACCCCCACCGUCUCUGCUGCUCACCCAUGAGUUGCAGCUGUAUGCCCUCACUUCAGGCCGCACUGCUUCUGAUCCAGGUGGCAUUCCGGCCACUGUUGAUCUGAUUGUGGAUGCCAGACUGGACCAUAGUGGGAGAGCAGGAGAGGGAGGCUCUGGGCAUACCUGGCUCACUUCAACAACAAGGUGGGCCUCAAAUUCCCGAGCUCCAAUUCUUGCUCUAGACCCACCCAGUGACUUGGCUGCCAUCCCAUCCACCCAGCCGCCCCUUCUAGCUCGAGUCUUGCUCUGUCCAUCCCUUCCCCUUGCUUAUAAUCCAGCAAGGGGCAAAGUCUACCUUAUAAAUGUACCCAUCCCCCAGCAGACCUUCAAUGCUGUGGGAAUUAAGUACGUCUCACCAUUCGGAGCUAAGCUGGUCAUUCCACUGCACCCAUAUGAGUAAGUGGAAAACUUCUUUACAGGUUAUAUGAUAAACAUGUCACUGACUUCCAGACAUGUUGAUUAUUCUAGUAACGGGAUAUUUUUGAAGGAAGUGAUCUCAUAGUGGUUAUUUUUAUUUUUAUCACAUCAAUGAAAAGAUGUACAGGUGAGAGCAUUUUCGAUACUGGUACUGUAAUUGUUUGCCAGGGUGUCCAUGCUGCUAAAAGCAAAGUCUACUAUUACUCAUACAUUGUACACCCAGUGUAGGAAAUGUUUUUGUCACAUUUCAAUUUGGAAAGCAUUCUCCACUCAAAUAUUACUAUACUUUACUUAGUUCAUGACAAAUGUUUUAUUCAGAUACCAAUUUGGAUCUGCAUGAUACUCUUACAAUAUGUAGCAUUGAUCUUCUGUUAUGAAAUAUGUAAUAUUGGGUGUUAAGUUGCCCAUUUAUGUUGAAACUAUGAAAAAGAUGUAUUUUUCUAAGGGAAAGCCAAUUUUGAGAUAAGUUUUAUACAGAAACUAUAUAUAUUUGCAUUGCUUUUCUAAUCAAAAGUAUAUCCUAAAAAUAUUUAUUAUGUAAUCAUAUCUCCCUAAUGGAAACAUUAGGAUGUGUUAUGCCCCAGUGAGUGCUAUCUGUUUUGGGUAGGCAUGCAAAUGCGGUAUGUGAUUUACUAGUACAGAUACUAUUAUGAGCAUGUUUUAACAUUGCAGGAAGUGUGAUACCAGCAAUGUUAACAGUGAACUAUUUAUAAAGAAAAGUAAAGGUUUAAAAUGAAAUAGUACUGUUCAUUCAGAUAGAUAAUUCCAAUUCUGCAAGUAAGUUUCACAGAAAAUAGUCAGUGAGGAUUUUUUCUCGUUUUUAUGAUUUAUACAAAUAAUCUGUGAUAAAGAUGUAUACAGGAUUUUUUUUUCCAUUUGAGACAUCUGAAAUAUUGCAAGUUUCCGGAGUCACUUAUUAUGAAGAAGAGAUUACUAACAAAAUUUAAGUUUUAGCAUUAAUCAAUACCUGUUAUCCAGAGAUUCUUGUAUAUAAGAUAGUGAGCAUGAUAAAAAUGUGUAUAAUAAUAAUAAAAAACAUUCUCUUACCUCAAUAGAAAAGAUAAUAAAGCUGAGUGUAUAAUUUAUAGGUACCUAAGCAUAUAUAUAUAUAUACUACACAGAACCAUGUAAGUAGGAGAUAAAGGAUAGUAAUAUAUCAUAGAAAAGUCAUUUAAUAUUAUUUUGAAAACCUCAUACAUUUAAAGAUUUGUUUACAGUAUGGAAAUGCCAGAGUAGAAAUAUUGUAUAUUUUCCUUUAUCACUUUUAUUUUCUAAAGAAAGAAAACAUUGAUUAAUACAUUGAAAGAUAUAAAAGUAAAUAUACAGUUGCUAUGUUAGAUAAAAGAACCUUAUUUUAGUAUUUCACAAUGGAGUUGCUAUUCAUUCAAAAAUACUGGAAUAAAGUAUGUCACCUUAUAUAUGUAUAUGUAAUUUGGAAAAAAAAAAAAUAUGUAACUUAUAUUUUUCCAAUUAUAUUGUAACACAAGUGUUCUGUUAUAAGGAGAAAAGGAAAAGAAAAGCUUGGUGGGGAUAGUUUUACCUUUGUUUUAUUUCAGCACUGGACCCAUCUUUUUAUCAUUAUAGUCAUGAUAUAAGUUUGCCAUUUAUUAUUAAGGAGUACUUACUAUCCUAUCCACUGUUCUUGGUCACAUGAUCAAUACUUUACUUGAGAAUUUUGUGAAGUGUGAAGUUGUUAUUCUGAUUUUUAAAAUAUGCAUAGUAUCUUCACAUUGAGCUUACAGUUAAAGUGUCCUUUUAGUUUAAAAUAAAGUUAUUUUUCCAUCUA
Penaeus vannamei (Pacific white shrimp) is the source of this 3243-nucleotide messenger RNA. The record is from RefSeq and is a predicted model, not a curated record. Lineage: Eukaryota; Metazoa; Arthropoda; Malacostraca; Decapoda; Penaeidae.